UCCGCCAUCUGCCCGUCGCCGGCCGCCAUGGGAGGACGAACCCGCCACCGCAAGCCGCGCAACUCCGCCACCUUCCAGCUCUGCCCGCGCCCCGGCGCCGCCCACGCCUCCAACCGCGUCCUCGUCCGCGUCGACGGCGACCCCUACUACCUCCCCGGCUUCGCCGACGACGAGUACGACGGCUACCGCGGCGCCUCCUCCUCCUCCUACGGCGCCGCAGCGGGCUACGAGGACGACUACUCCUACUCCUCCUCCGACGGCGGCGCCCUCCCCGACCACGUCCGCCGCGAGAUCCUGGACCUCGGCCUCCCCGACGACGGCUACAACUACCUCGCCCACAUCCGCGAGUUCCAGCCCUCCUUCUCCUCCACCGGAGGCGGCGGAUCCUCCGCCGCAUUCAUCCCCCGCCGCCGCCCGCCACCCCGCUCCGGCCUCCCACUGAGCGUCAAAGCCUACGAUGCGCGAUCUGUUGAAGUUGGUGCCGACAAUGUCGCCGCGGCGGCGGUGGUGGCCCCGGUGGAGCAGGUCAUCGACCCGGAUGUCACCAAGCUGCUCGAGGAGGGCGAUGCGCCCGAUGUCCCCAAUCUGCCCGAGGAGAGCGAUGUGCCACAGGGGACAUCAGAGGAUGUCGCCACCAAUCUGAUUGAGGAGAACGAUGGGCCACAAGACACUUCAGAGGACGAGGAGCUGGAGGAGGACUUCGUUAUGAUUGCAAAUCAGUCUGAGGACGACGAGCAGAUGGAUCUGGAGGACGAUUUUGUCAUCCUUGCCAACCAGCCUGAUGGGAAGAUUGAAAUGCUUUCAUUAGGAAUGGUGAAGGCUUAGAAAGGCUUCACAGGUUCCUCAUUAUGCCUUGUAUAAAAGGUACCGGGUGAUGCUCAACACACAUUUCCUACUGUACAGCUCAAUUCCUUAGGUUAUCCUUCAAAACUGAAGAUAUGCAUAGUUAUUGUCAUCUCAUUGUGCAACUCUUGGAAGUCUUUUUAGUGGAUGCCCUGGUUCAGAUAUUCCUGUCUGUGUCCUUGCAUUCAUGUUCUUAUUGUUGAAUAUUGAAGUUAUGUAUCUAGAACAGUGGUGUAAUUUCCGAUGGAUGGUCAUAUUAUAAUUUUCGGGAAUUGAAUGACGAUAUUGUCUACUUAA
This is a messenger RNA of Lolium rigidum, 1140 nucleotides long. Its product is annotated as protein LTV1 homolog. Gene Ontology annotation, biological process: ribosomal small subunit export from nucleus; ribosomal small subunit biogenesis. The transcript has 4 exons. Lineage: Eukaryota; Viridiplantae; Streptophyta; Magnoliopsida; Poales; Poaceae. Gene Ontology annotation, cellular component: nucleus; preribosome, small subunit precursor; cytosol. The coding region runs from base 28 to 825 and encodes 265 amino acids. The record is from RefSeq and is a predicted model, not a curated record.